This is a messenger RNA of Cherax quadricarinatus, 2407 nucleotides long. RefSeq lists its product as uncharacterized. NCBI's taxonomy places the organism in Eukaryota, Metazoa, Arthropoda, Malacostraca, Decapoda, Parastacidae. Gene Ontology annotation, cellular component: plasma membrane. Gene Ontology annotation, molecular function: stretch-activated, monoatomic cation-selective, calcium channel activity; protein binding. Gene Ontology annotation, biological process: calcium ion import across plasma membrane. The record is from RefSeq and is a predicted model, not a curated record.
UCGUUGGCGUCAAGCACAUCCCAGCCAGCAUGGCAGCAUCAUGGAGGCGUACCGCUACUGGGUGUGUUCGCAGCUCUUCCCUUACUACGUCGACGGCACUAGGGUUAAACCUUGCCGACGUUUCUGCCACGAGGUAGAGCAGAAGUGCCCUUACUUCCUCCCGAAGGCCAAGCCUGUGGCCGGGGAACCUACCUUCCUGUGUCAGGACCCGAAGAUUAGGGAGCUGGAGGAGCAGGAUUCAUCCUACGGUCCUGACUCCUGCUGCUACCACACCUGCCCUCCUCACCAGGUGCUGGGAUACGUCAAGGAGGUGCCAGAACACCAGCCCCUUCCAGCCCUCUGUUCCACUUGCCCCACCACCACCACCGCCACCACCACCACCACCACCACCACAACCACCACCACCAGCUCCACCAGUGGUGACAGCACUUCCCCAUCGCCCAUCCCUCCACACCCAUCAAACAACCAUAAGGCCAAUCACUUACAGUGUCUUUCAGCCAGCGAUGCCGACUCAUGUUUACUGCAGUCAGCCCCUAGCCCCGUACCUUCCUUACGCAGUGCUGGCUCCACAACAGUUAUACCCAGAAAACAAUGUUGGACUCGUGUAACGUUAUAUAUAAUAUUGUUAUAUUUAGUGCGAUCUCGCGUAUUGCUGCCCAGAGGGUUCACCUAGUGUAUGGCGUCCAGUUCGUGUGUGUGUGGGCGUGGGUGUGUGGGCGUGGGUGUGUGGGCUUGGGUGCGUGGGCGUGGGUGUGUGGGUUUGGGUGUGGUGUGUAUGUGCGUUUACUGUGUGUUACGGCCCCUUACUCCUCCUUAUCCUCCUGUUACCGUUGAACCAGCGCCUUUCUUUUGACGAGUCAGUAUCCCCUUGUGACGAGUCAGUAUUCCCCAUCUGUGACGAGUCAAUAUCCCCCUGUGACGAGUCAGAAUCCUCCCUGUGACGAGUCAGUAUCCCCCUGUGACAAGUCAGUAUUCCCCAUCUGUGACGAGUCAAUAUCCCCCUGUGACGAGUCAGAAUCCUCCCUGUGACGAGUCAGUAUCCCCCCCCCCUCUAUGACGAGUCAUUAUCCCCCCUUGGGACGAGUCAGUAUCCCCCUUCGGUUAGUUAAUACCUUCUUUGCUGAAUCAACGUUUCCUCUAUCACUGACAUCCCCCAUCAGUGUCACCUCAUCAAUAUCGCCAUCAACGUCAUCCCGUCACUGACGCCUCAAUAACGUAUACUUCCAGCAUGACUCAGUGAUGCAAAUGAGGAAAGUAACCGUGACCUGUCCUCCUUCCCCCAACUCCCCCUCCCCCUCCUCCCUCCCCCCCUACUCCCCCUCCACCACUCCCUCUCCUCCCCCAACCAACCCAUUUAGAUGGUGCGGGAAUUUCGUAUUUGCUACAUACACGAGAGUAAGAGAGAGAGAGAGAGAGAGAGAGAGAGAGAGAGAGAGAGAGAGAACAAGUAAAACAUAUCGUACUGAGGCUACCAGACACUCAUACACUGUGCACUGUAACCGAUAACAUCCAAGUUCUUCUUGCCACGACCUGAUCAAGAAUUUAAACUUUUUCGUGUCUUAUAAUUAACGGAAUCAUGCAGCUCCUUGGCCGGGCAGUGGCACCGAGGCAGUGAUCGGGUGCCAGGCACUCACUCCACCCUUAAAAAAAAAAAGUAGGGUCAACACACUGAACAAUAGUGCCUGGUUGCACAAGGAACCUGACUUUUCACGCCAGUGGUUACUUGGGUAUUAGUGAGAAGGACUUCAGAAUUUAGGUCAAUCAGUGCGUUCUAGAAGGAUUGACUCAGCAAGAUAGAAGAGGAGAGACGGCAGCAUCAGCAGCAUCACCGACCCUGGGCACUGAAGACUCAACAACAUAGUGUGUAUAUUCUGCAUGAUGGUUCCUCACCCUCGGGCGGUCCCCAAAUUCCCCAAAAUUCAGCCUCACUCUCGCCUCCCAGUAUUUGUUAUACUCCCAGAUAUAUUUUUAGAAUCAUAGCUGUGUUGGAUAACUAUAUUAAAUGGAAAACAAAAGGGGGAGAAUAUACCAAAAGGUUCGCUAAAAGUAACUAAACAAGGUUGAGGGAACCGCUAACAUACCAACCACAAGGUACGUGCUAUAAAGUUCUGUCGACUAUACGCACACGUUAUAUCUCUCACUAGAUAUAGAAUUGUGGCGAUUUAUAUUUAACUAUUUUUCCUAAAACAUAUACUGUAUAAGCUAUAUAAUAUUUUUGAUAGAUUCUUCCGCGAAGAAGCUAUUGACUCUCCUCCAGUCUCUGUUUACAACUCAGAAUUAGCGAAGGUUCCACAAUCCUGAUGUGACCUUGGGAAGAACAAGAUUUUGGGUAAUUUUAAGGUAUUGAUUAAGUAUUUUGUUUCAUGUUUUGCCCUCAUCAUCAAAUGUAUUUAUUAAAGAAAAUCUG